AUGGUGUUUGAAAGGAAGCAGAAGAGAAGAAAUCUAGAUGGUGUUGAUGCUCUGGAUCGUAUAUCCCAAUUGCCAGAACAUAUUAUACACCACAUCCUCUUCCUCAUGCCCCAUAAAGAUGCUGCUCGUACCACUGUUUUGUCCAAGUCAUGGAAACAAGUGUGGAACUCACUGCCCAGGUAUGAUUUCACAUUCUGUGAUGGAACGUAUUAUGAUAAUAGCCCAGCUCACUUUGAGAAGAAAAUCGAGAAAUUUGUUAGGUCUGUUAAUGAAGAUUUGUUACCACUCCGUGAGCACAAGACAACAAUCCAAAUUGUCCAACAGUUUAGGUUGAGGAUGACCCUUUGUCAUCACAAAUAUGCCUCUCGUAUUGAUAACUGGAUUAAAUUGGCUAAUAGAAAUCUCAUGGAAUCGCUAUACCUUGAGUUGACCAGCAUGAACAAAGUGGGAAGGUAUGUUUUGCCUAAGACAACCUUUUUUGUUGAAUCUUUAGCCGAAUUAACGUUGAAGGGUUGUAAAGUGUUGGGAAACUAUUUUGGUGACGAUAUGAUUAAGUCUAUUUAUUUGCGAAAGCUGACUCUAGAGAGAGUUGACGUUAAUUAUUUGACAAUAACAAAGAUCCUACGUUGCUGCCCUUUGCUUGAGGAAUUCACUCAAUCGAAUUGUUGCGUGAAAGCGAAACGUGUUCACAUAAAUUAUGCUCCCAAGCUUAAGAAGGCUAAAUUAUAUGGAGUCAAAAAGAUUAAGAUUGAAGCUCCUAAUCUUGAAGAACUAUACUGUAGGGGUGAUCCUGGACGAUUGGACUCAGAUUCGUUUGCUUGCAACAAUGUAAAGAAACUGAAAAUAUCAAUGUUCGAAACUUCUAAAUUGUUUGAGGACCUUAAUUCUAAGUUUCCCCUACUUGAGACCUUGGACUUGCAAUUCUACGACUCCAAACUUAAAAUUUCCAGUGAUAGACUUAAGAGUUUAAGUUUGUUAUGUCCUAAUAAACAGUUGCCGAUGCUUCAGAUUUCCUUUUCUCCCGAGGAGUUAAGUAAAGAUCUACCAAUUCCUCCAAUUGCAACUGUUGAGCACUUGGAGUUGGGAAAUGUUCCUAUAAUGCAAGACUAUACAGCUCUUUUAGAUGGCUUAUUAUGGAGUUGUCAUCCAAAAGUCCUGUUGAUACGUGCAGAUUCAGAAAGCAAGGAAUUCGUAAAUUUCUUAUCUGAGACACUAGUUAUCAAAGAAGAAGAGCCAAAAUGCUGCGGUGAUAGUCACAUGAAGUGUUGGAGGCAUUACUUAAAGGCUGUCAAGUCAGAACCAUAUUUGGAUGGGAUGGAGUAUGUGAAGGUUUGUCAUUGUGAUGCUUUAUCUGAUUCAAUUUCAGCACUUGAAAUAUGCCACUGA
Quercus robur (English oak) is the source of this 1386-nucleotide messenger RNA. Its product is annotated as F-box/LRR-repeat protein At3g26922-like. The transcript is spliced from 3 exons. Lineage: Eukaryota; Viridiplantae; Streptophyta; Magnoliopsida; Fagales; Fagaceae. The record is from RefSeq and is a predicted model, not a curated record. Bases 1 to 1386 code for a protein of 461 amino acids. Gene Ontology annotation, molecular function: protein binding.